Messenger RNA from Paramisgurnus dabryanus, 3696 nucleotides. The record is from RefSeq and is a predicted model, not a curated record. NCBI's taxonomy places the organism in Eukaryota, Metazoa, Chordata, Actinopteri, Cypriniformes, Cobitidae.
UCCAGCAGUGUUUAUUUAACUCUGGGGAUUUUUCUGUAUGUGCGGGGCCCUUAGACUAGCCCUAAGUGGGCCCAUAAAGGGCCAUCGUAGGCUUACUUGCAGGGUUGCGUUUGAACAUGGUGGAGUGGUGGUUAAUGUGGCCGUAAAGGUGGAUGGCAAACGGCCGAUUGGUGCCAAAGUUCGACGAAUUCCUGAACCUCAUCUGCUGUUGGUCAGCACCAGUGGAGAACCCGACUGCAGAAUUUCAACUGAAACAAUCUGUGAGGAUCUUACAGACCUGGAGGAUUAUUGCCAACCACAUGCACCAGGUGCUCUCCUGAAAGCCGUUUGUGUAUGGAGUGAUCUGGUGUGUUUAUCGUCUCCUCUUUCACUGAAAGAUCAGCUGUUGAAGCGCUGGGGUGGAGGACUGGAGCUGCGCAGCUGGUCUACACUACCACAUGGUUCUGGUCUCGGCACCAGCAGUAUCCUGGCAGGCGCAGCUCUUGCUGCAGUGUACAGAAGUACAGGACGAAGCUACGACACAACGUCUCUCAUUCAUGAUGUUCUUUACCUGGAGCAGAUACUCACCACUGGUAUGAGAUGUUAUGAUGAUGAUGAUGAGAUGCUGAACUCGUGGUGCAGAAAUGUUCACUUUGAAUUUGUUUUGUGUUGUGGUGGAUGGCAGGAUCAGGUUGGUGGUUUGUUUGGAGGAGUGAAGGUCGCUCGAUCAGCAGCUCAGUUACCUCUGAGAGUUGAAGUUGAACAGCUGUCUCUCUCUCAAGACUUCACGUCUGUCCUACAGCAACAUCUCCUGCUGGUUUACACUGGAAAGACGCGUUUAGCACGAAAUCUGCUGCAGGAUGUGGUGCGCAGCUGGUACGCACGAUUACCCUCCAUCGUCCAGAACACAGAGCAGCUGGUGAUCAAUGCAGAAGAGUGUGCUGAAGCCUGCAGACAGGGGUCUCUCUCCAGACUGGGUUUAUGUAUGGACAGAUACUGGCAGCAGAAGAAGCUGAUGGCUCCAGGCUGUGAGCCGGCAGCUGUGAGGAUGAUGAUGAAUAAACUUCAACCUCUGAUCUUAGGACAGAGUCUUGCAGGAGCAGGAGGAGGUGGAUUUCUCUUCUUACUCACACGUGAUCCUCAACAGAAGGAAAGAGUGAGAGACAUUCUCAGUAACAUACAGGGCAUUGGUUCAUUCAGUGUUCAUUCAGUGGAGUUAGAUAUGGAUGGGAUCUCCAUCAUUCAGAAGAGCUCUGAACAUCCUGACUGACAUUCAAAACUCAAAUCUGAUUCACUAACACACACACACACACACACACACACACACACACACACACACACACACACACACACACACACACACACACACACACACACACACACACACACACACACACACACACACACAAAUCUGUGCCUAUGUAAAUAUUAAAUGUUCUUAUUUCAUAUGGAUUGCUUAUAUCAGUUUUAACACUUAUAUAAAUAAACAACAUUUUAACUUGCAUAAUAACAUUUUAAAAAUGUUAAGAAAUGUGAAAGAAAAGGCCAUAAGAUGUUUUUGUAUGUUGUUUUCUCAUAGUGUUUUUGUUUUAAAUCUUUUAAAUUUACUAUGACUAUAGGGGGACCACCCAUCACGCUUUGCAUUGUACUGCACAGAAGCUUUCUCCCUCUGCCCGCACGUUGCAUAUUAGGGGAUAAAUCAUCCCGCAUUUUUAUCAGUGUUUGUUUUUAAUAAACAUCCAUACGUUUUUUUUAAAACUUCUUAAAAAUGUAGCGUUAAUAUCUCCACUAUUUAAAAGCGAUACGUCAAAAGCAGCAAACCCGCUCACACAAAAAGAUGUGUUCGACUUCAUGGGGCACUGCAAGAACCGACAGGGAACAUUAAAGUAACGUAGGACCGCAAGAGCGAGUCAGGCCCUGUCUGAAGACCACAUCAAGGGUUCAAAGGGGCACUGAUGAGCACACUUUGCAGCGUAAAAAUGACAGAUGGGACACCCUACAGACUCGUAGACUAAGCGAGCAUGAAGUGCGCCAUUUGGGACAGGGCUUCAAAAGCUAGUCUUGCAUAGCCAGACCUUCAAUACUGAAGGUGUUUUUCGUUGCUUUUUCUGGACAAAGCCCACCCACGAGCUGUUUGACUGGCAUGUUAAACAACCAAUCACAGUUUGUUCCAUCUAGCGUUACGUUUCGGACUCCAAUGUUUAGCUGAUCAUGAUAGCUGGUCAUUAUUAUCCAUGUGAACAAGACUGAUGCUUUGUUUUCCAGGAACCGAAACUAAUCGCGACACUCGCAUCUCCUGGAAAUCCGGUUUAUUGCAACCAAUCAUAGACCACUUCGACAUUCCCACAGGGUUUCCAGGAAAGUGUACGAUAAACAUCAGACGUUUAGCCAACAAUCUGUGGGCGUGACAUCUGAGGCUGAGACUAGACAAAAGCCGACCUUUUUGUAUGAUUUCUUAAAUCGCUCUAGUGGUUUUUGCAGCGACACUUGAAGCCAAACACAUCCAAAUAUAAAGUUGGAAGCCUGGUUUUAUCCAAUGGUUGAAAGGAAAGCAGAAAACCCUGUUAUUUAGAGAAAAGCAGAAAAUGCUGUUAUUAAGCGGCUGUGCCUGUGACGGCUGUCAAUUUGGCAUGGUCGUCGUGACGUCAUACUCCCUCUCAGUCGUGUAUCUUAUUUUCAUUCUCCCAACUCUGCUCCUUCUUUUCGUUCAACUUGCUGUAUGUUUACAUUCGCAAUGCCACCAACAUGGUCGCCACGUCCCAGAAUGCAACACGGCACCCAAGCCCUAUUAAACUGAAGUCGGUCUCUCUCUCUCUUUAACCCCUGAUAAACACGCACAGACAAAUUUUAUAACUAUGGGCUCAGCUUCCUUGAAAAAUUGUACGACAAUUAAGACAACAACUAUAUCACAAAAAUGCUGCAGUAAAUCUGUAGCUGCUGGUGUGUCCUGGAAGUAGGGUAGCCUAUCAGGUAAAAUGGACCAUUUACUUUAGUGUCUUAUUUCUUGAUCAAUAAUAAGGUUGAUAAAUCAAUGAAAAACAAAUGCACAUUAAAAAAAAUAUUCUUAACCCAUGUCUUGAUGGUCUCUGUGGGAUGGUGAUUUAGCUAAAUUAUUGAAAUUUUUAUUUAUAAAAAACAUUUUUACUAACUGCCCCAAUUUACCUGAAUGUAUUAAGGUUAAAUUAUCUAUUAAUUUUAUUUAAAUUGGGCCACCCAGUUGAGUAUAUUUGUCUUAUUAAAAAUUAUUUAUAUUAUUAAUAUUAUUGCAUUUGUGACAAACACUUUUCACAUUUUACCUUCUAAAUGUGUUUGUGCGAUGUGUGUUUAUGUGUGUCGACAUAAUGAACGACAAUCAAAUUGAUGUUUUAAUGUAAUGUAAAUGCACUGUUACACUGUUACAUUAUAAAAUGUAAUAUAAUUAAUAUGUGUUUUAUAAGAAAUUAUUAUUUGACUUUGCAGUCAGACUGGCCCAUUUUCCUGAAUGUUUCUGUCUCAAAAAAUGUGGGGCAUGUUUUUAAACUUGUAGUGCCUGAACAAGAAUAUUUUAUUAGACCAAUUCAACCCAAAAAUCUUAAAAUCAGUCCUUAUUAAUCAAAACAUCACAGUUUGUUAGUGUUCUCAAACUGGACAUCCCAGGUUUAUCCCAUUUUUAUAAAAAAAUAAAUGUAAUAUAAAUAUGUGUUAUUAAACCUCAGAAUUUUUUGUUGUGGCAUGCCG